GUCUUUUCGUCUCAUUGUAGAAAGCUGCAGGAGCGGCACGUCAAAACGUCUCACUGUUUUCCCCGCCAUCGCCACUUUCACUUUAACUAGGUAGUCUCAGUUUGCAUCUGGCCUGCCCUGACUUUCAAUCAGGGUCUGCUGUUACUGCUAGAGGACAUACACGCACACAGAAGCUGCACAGCCUGCUGCACCGGCCCCCUUCACGCUCAACCCCUGCGCUAUGAGCAGAGGUAGAGGAGGGCCUUCCAGAGAACACUACCACAGACAUCCACCACCCCAUUUCCAGGUCAAGGAGAAUUACUACAGAUCUGGCCCAGGCCCAUUCUUACCAAGAGCUGGCCCACAGCUGAGCCAAUAUCCAAAUUACUAUGACAGCCUCACCCAUCCUGUAGUGCCCAUACAGCUCCCAACCCCUUCAUUCCCCUCUGCUCCACCUGCACCAAGCCACAGUAAAGUGGCCCCUAACCCCUCACACAAUCAGAAUCACAGUCCCAGUCCUGCUCCUAAUUCCUUUCAGUACCAACAGGUGCAGUUCCUCAGAGGACAGAGCUCUGAGGCUCCACAGUUCAGAGCCAGUCCGCGAGGGGGUGGAGGGGGAGUUGUACCUGGCAGGCCGCCUGGUUUCUCAUACCAGCCCCAGUCAGGGUACAGUAGGUAUUCAAACCCCAACAGCAGCCCUAAGGGUAGAGGGGCUUAUAGCCAGGACCAGAGUUUUGCACGCCCACCUGGUGUAGGACCCCCGCAAGGCACCCCAGGCCCUCGACAUCUGAAUCAAAACCAGUUACAAAGUAAAAACUACAGCCAUUAUUCCAGCCGACAAUGGGGUGUCCAAACUGACUCUGUGUGUGACAGUUUUCAGAACUUGUCCCUUCGAGACAGGCCCAACAGAGGAGGAGACAGGUUUGACAGACAUUCUGCAUCCAGCAGAUCAGGGAAUUUUAACUUUAGUAAAGUGAACAUCACACUCACUCCUGACAUCCAGGGCCAGGUACACAGGGCUCUUUCUACUUUGAGACCAAGUGAGAGCAUUUCUGCAAAAUUGUUGGCUAAAAAGCUGCAUCUGCCCAAAAAGAUAGUCAACAAGGCUCUCUACGCUUUAGAACGCUCACAGGAAGCCUCCAAGCACGGACUCCAACCUCCUGAGUGGACUCUGUACAGAGAACCUCUCAGAGGUGAGGAAAAUCAAAACUCUGCAGUACAAAGUCCAGCUUCCCAUCUGUGUGUCAGUUCAGAACAACCUCAAAACCCUGAAGCCAAGGUUGAGCUAAAAACAGAAACAGCAGAAAACAGGGGACAAGUUAAAGAAGAAGACGACUCUGACACAGAUUCCAGUGGUUCUUACUGCUCCUCUUCAGAGUCAUCUGACUCUGAAGGAUCCCAGUCACCAGCAAAAGGUCAGCACCAGGAGGAACAGCAUCCCAGCACGACCAGUUCCCCUGACCAGGAACUUAAGCUUCCUACAAUGACAGACCAAAAGGAACAAAUUCUACGGUACCUCCUGGAUUCAGGAGAGGCAAAUGCUCUUAUCAUAGCCAAAAAUGUGGGUCUUAGGAGUGCCAAACAGGUCAACCCCACCCUCUAUGCCCUGGAGAAGCAAGGUGAAGUCAUUAAAAAUAGUGAAGUCAACCCUCCCACCUGGGAGCUCUCCAACCACCGAAGAGAGAUGAUGGAGAGGAGCCUCAAAGCCUCACAGAGCACAUCAGCUGUGGGGAGCCAGACAGGGGUAGCCACUAGAGAUGAGAAGGGAGGUGGGUCCGUGUUCCUGCCGUCACCACCACUACCACCACUACCAGGCCUUGAGCCACUGCCAUUUAAGGAGAGUUGGAUGCCAGAGCAAAGUCAUAGUGAAAAGUCUCAUUCCACCGUCAAACCCCCCUCCUUUACUUCGAAACAAGAAGAAGAGACCAGUGAAGGACAGUGGGCUACUGACGAUAUCCCAGAAUUCCUAAAUGCCAUUCGCAGAGAGACAGAUGCUGAGAGACUUGUAGCUGCAGAGCAUAACAAUGCCAUUGGAACUGUUGCUGUAUCGCUGGCUGCCCCGCCUUCCCAGAACCUAUGGGCAAAAUUACAGGAGGUGAGGCUGAAGAACCCUGUGAGUGGUCUCAUGGAGUAUGCCCAGUAUCUGGGCCAGAACUGUGAGUUCUUGCUCCUCGACCAGUCGGGACCCUCUCACGACCCAAGAUUCCGUAUGCAGGUGAUGCUCAACGGGAGACUUUUUCCUGUUGCAGAGGCUUCCAGCAAGAAGGUUGCAAAGAAGGACGCUGCUGCAGCCACCCUACGCAUUCUUAUUGGAGAGAUGCAGGGAGGUGCGAGCACAGGGGACGAGGGAAAUACUGCCUGUAUGGACCAAGUGAUGGAUAUCAUCACAGAAAGCAGUGGGGCAGCUGAAGGCAUGGGGGAAAUUUUUGGGACAAGUAGUGUGGAAGGGAUGGGGAUGGCAGAGGGACCUCGCCAGCCACUGUCCCGGUCUCUGCCUGGUGGGAAGAAUCCAGUGUCUGUCCUUAUGGAGUACAGUCAGCGCAGUGGGAACCCCAUCGAAUUCAUCAUCACGGGCCAAGCAGGCCCACCACAUGACCCAAGGUUUAUGUACCGGGUGAAGGUUGGAGAAAGUUUGUUCGCAGAGGCCUCAGCUCCAAGCAAGAAGGCAGCCCGCCAGCUGGCAGCAGAGGAAGCUGUCAAAGAAUUAAUGGCUGAUGGGAAACUGCAGCUCAACAAGCCCCAGUUGCCCCUGGGCUCUUCCAGUGAUAGCGAUGCUGCUGGUUCUGGGACUACAUGCCCCUCUUUGCCCCCACUGACAGCAGAUGAGUUGCGAGCAGCCCAUGAGGCAGGAGUUGGGGACCUUAUCAACCACCUAAACAACAACGCAGUAUCGGGUCUGCUGGAGUAUGCCAGAGCUCGGGGCUUUGCUGCUGAGAUCCGCCUGGUGGGCCAGUCUGGGCCACCACAUGAGCCUAAAUUCACCUACCAGGCCAAACUGGGUGGACGCUGGUUCCCUCCAGUCUGUGCGUCGAACAAAAAACAGGGGAAGCAAGAAGCUGCAGAUGCAGCUUUACGGGUUCUCAUUGGGGAGGCUGAGAGGGCGGCCCGUACUGGGGAGCUUAUUCCAGCAGAGCUUCCAGUGAGUGGCAGCACCUUGCAUGACCAGAUAGCAAUGUUGAGUCACCAGCGUUUCAAUGCCCUGACAACUCGUAUCCAGCACAGUCUUCUGGGACGCAAGAUCCUGGCCACCAUCAUCAUGAGGAGGGGGGAGGGCCUGGGGACUGUUGUCAGCCUGGGAACUGGGAAUCGCUGUGUUAAAGGGGAGGAGCUGAGCCUUAAAGGGGACACUGUUAAUGAUUGCCAUGCUGAAAUCAUCUCCAGAAGAGGAUUUGUUCGGUUUCUGUACAGUGAGCUCCUCAAGCACUAUGAUGGUGCAGAAGACAGUAUAUUUGAGCCAGCUGAAAAAAACAAACUGCGGAUCAAAGCUGACAUCACCUUUCACCUUUACAUCAGCACGGCACCAUGCGGUGAUGGUGCUCUGUUUGAUAAGUCAUGCAGUGAGACAGGGGAUGAAGUGGAGGGCCACCAGCCUCUGUUUGAGAAUGCUAAGCAGGGAAAGCUCCGCACCAAAGUAGAGAACGGCGAGGGCACCAUACCAGUGGAGUCGAGUGCAAUUGUUCCCACCUGGGAUGGCAUCCAGCACGGCGAGAGGCUGCGAACCAUGAGCUGUAGUGAUAAGAUCCUUCGCUGGAAUGUGUUGGGCCUGCAGGGGGCACUCCUCACUCAUUUCUUGCAUCCCAUCUACCUGAAGUCCAUCACGCUUGGCUAUCUGUACAGCCACGGUCAUCUGACACGUGCUGUUUGCUGUCGGCUGGCCAGAGACGGUGAAGCAUUCUCCCAAAGUCUCCCUGCCCCCUUUAUGCUAAACCACCCUGAGGUGGGCAGGGUGAGUGUGUACGACUCCACGCGUCACACGGGCAAGACCAAGGAAUCCAGUGUGAACUGGAGCUUUCCAGACCAGCACAGUGUAGAGGUGCUUGAUGGGACCAAAGGCAAACUGGAUGGGAACAAACUGGCCGUGUCCCGCGUGUCCAAGUCCAACCUAUUUGGUCUGUUCCACUCUCUGUGCCAGCGAUGCGGCCGCACUGACCUCCUCUCCCUGCCUUCCUACGCUCAGGCCAAGAUGUCUGCCAUGUCCUUCCAGCUAGCCAAGCAACAAUUCUUCCGAGCACUCAGUGUCCACGGUUACGGAGCCUGGAUCGGCAAACCACUGGAAGAAAAGAGCUUUGAGGAAGGGGAAGGAACAGGCAGCAAUGGAGCAAGUUUCCCCGUGGGAUACGGCAGUAGUAGAAACGGAGGCACUGUGGAGUACAAGCAAGAUGAGGCUUAGGGUGGUACGAGGUGCAUUAUCAAGAUGGUAAUAUAAAUGCAGAAUAUGCAGAGGGAGAUAAGCACAAGGCAGGGACAGAUCGAAAGGGUCAAUGUGAAGAAAGAAAACGGCCACAACUGUAUCUUCUGAUGAAACGUGGUUAAAGGCUGCAGAGGAAGAGUGAUGGAAAGGGACAUUUCAAGUGAGAGGAGGAAGAGAAGGGUGAGUAGAGAGCAAGGACAAGCCUGAAGGAUGAGUGGGGUCAAACAGAACUAGAAGGAGUUUCAGGGGGUGUACAAAGUGAUGUAAACAGUACAUGAUGAAUUAGUAUGCAGUCAGUAAAUCACCAUGGCAAACACUGCUACAAAGUUGGGUUGUAUUAGCUUGUAAGACAAUCACUGUAUUUGUCCGCAUCCUUUAUACUGUUCAUUUCUGUUCUGGCAUACGCUGCCUGUAUUUCAAGAAUGCCACACUUGAAAUGUAAAAUACUUUUAUGCAGGUUCUUUGACUGUUGCACUUGUAUUUUGGACCCAGAUAAUUCAAUCUCUCUAAAAUACUGUUCGGUUUUUCAUGUUGCUGUUAAUUUGCAGUCAACCUAAUAUGACCUGCCAGUGUAGCAGUGUUUGUAAUUAAGUUCUUUUAGAGCUUAAAUCUUCUGUCAUAAAGUGCUUAUAUUUUUGUUCUGCUCUGUGUUCUGCUGCCUGAAAUUACAAGCAGUGAGCAGAAAAAAUGGAACGCUCUCAGCACAAAUCUUGAUUUUUGGAAAUUGCACUCAACCUAGUUAGAUGUCAUGAGUAAUCCUGUAAAUUAGUUGUUGCUCAGUACAGUCCUAGCUUAAAGUGUACAUAAAAAGAACAUCAAUGUCAACUUUUGCUGUGACUAAACAAAUACUCACUCUCCAACAUUUGAGACUUCGGCUUCUAUACCUAUUCUUCUUUCAGGACCCUCUCUGAUUUAAACCAGCUAUGUGAAAUGUAAAGUUUCUGUGCACCCUCAGCCGUCUAUCCAUCCAUCCACCUGUUGUUUCCAUGGUCACCAUUAGAACAGCAUGGGUCAGCGUGUCCCUUUGAUCAGUUCCAUAAUUUCUGUGCUUUUAUAUAGAAUUACUGAUGUCACAAAUACAUUUCUGUUCUGAUUGCUUCUGUAUUUUUUUGAGUAUCUCUCCUUUUUUUCUUCACCUCUGUCAAUAAGGUAAUCAGUAGCUGGCCAUGCUAGAAAGUCCUGGUAAGAAUCACUUGUCCUGCCUGCAUGCUGUUUUUUUACAUCUUGAUGCCACAUUUGUGGCAAAAAGGCUUUCAGGUGCUGAUGCAUGGCCAGGUCCUGAGGACCAUUAGGUGCGGACAGUUUUUGUUGUCUAAGGAGAUUUUUUUUGUGUGUUCUUAAUUUGGUAACAUGUAGAUGAAUGAUGUAAUAUAUACAUCAGGUAUAUACAAAUACAUGAACACACAGAUGUUCAGUGGGGUCCAAAAGCCUGAGUCGAAAAGCAAACUCAAAGCUAUGACAAAAAUAAUUUUUCAGUCUGAAGGUUUUUUGUUGUUGUUUUUUAAAUAUAUUUUAUUCAUGCAGUAAAAGUAAGUAAAUUAAAAUACUUACAAAGUCAGAAUUCCUCAAUAUCUGUGUUCACUGUUUCCAUUAACUGAACAUGCAAGCUGACAGUGUUCUGCAGAAAUGCAUUGUGCACAACAUAGGGCUGCUUUUUAAGAGUUUGAGAAUCCAAGUUCUCUUUAAGAGCAUCUCUGAGUUGCACUGUAAUAUUCCAAAAUGUUACAAUGGACACAUUUUUUUUUGUGUGGUUAAGGUGUCACCACAACGCAGAAAAAACCAUGCCAACUCAAGCACUC
Scomber japonicus (chub mackerel) is the source of this 6189-nucleotide messenger RNA. RefSeq names its product adenosine deaminase RNA specific (gene adar). Gene Ontology annotation, cellular component: cytoplasm; nucleolus. The transcript is spliced from 16 exons. Bases 221 to 4369 code for a protein of 1382 amino acids. Gene Ontology annotation, biological process: RNA processing; adenosine to inosine editing. The record is from RefSeq and is a predicted model, not a curated record. Lineage: Eukaryota; Metazoa; Chordata; Actinopteri; Scombriformes; Scombridae. Gene Ontology annotation, molecular function: double-stranded RNA binding; double-stranded RNA adenosine deaminase activity; tRNA-specific adenosine deaminase activity.